Molecule: messenger RNA, 1095 nt
Organism: Pleurotus ostreatus (oyster mushroom)
Lineage: Eukaryota; Fungi; Basidiomycota; Agaricomycetes; Agaricales; Pleurotaceae
Exons: 2
Coding region: 1-1095 (364 amino acids)
Source: RefSeq, a predicted model, not a curated record
AUGCCUGGCCUUGCCGAUUACAUCAAAGAGAAGGGUUACGAGGAGUCGACAUCUUCACCUGAGCUUAUUGAGCUCUUCCUUCCUUCUUUCUUCGCCUCCAUGCAACGCGAUCUGAUAUGCCAACAGGGCCUUCCGGAAUUUGAGAAUCGUCUGCGAUUCGCACAGGCAACUGAAGCUCUCGCUCAUCUACGUCGACAACUCCGUACACGUUCGUUUGCCAAUAGUUACAAGACACGUAAUGCUCAUUCUCAGGGCGCCUACACGAGAAGCCGCCUCCUCCAGAAUCAGAUCGAAGUCCGAAUCAAAGCCGUUCGAGCACAAUAUGACAUAUCUAGACGAUCACUCCUAUCACUACGAGGUCCAGGAGAUUGGGAAAAUACACUGAAAGUACUACGUGCUGAGGACAUUCAAGGGAUCAACGAACGUACUCUGAAUGAAGAGGAGCAAGAGGAAUACCGCCGUGCUAGGCUACUUGCCGGGAUGUCCGAGGAAACUGUUGAAGGUGAACUCCACGGGCUGGGUACCACCAGCGGGCAAGAAAACAUACCAACCGUCGCCUUCAACCGCAGUCUUGCCCUUGGAGAAGGUCGCCGAACGUUGUCUUGGAUUUGGUACACAGUUACCGACGAAGAACUCAUGGGGGUUGGAGAGGUACAGGCCUGUCUUCGUGUUGAAUGGGUGAAAGCGCGCGCUCGUGCGGAGAGAUGGAGAGAAGAGGUGCUGCUCCUGGAGGAGGAAAUGCGACGGUCUAUAGCCUAUUGCGAAUGGAAGGCAAUGUACUGGGAUAACGCUGCGACAACGAGAAGCAGGCCACCUGAAUCAAACGAUCUCGCAUUGUUUGAGGGAGUUCGGGCGUAUGCAUAUCGACAGGCGUCGUACGAGCGGCGGCGCGUAGUCAUGUGGAAACGACAGUGGGUGGCCAUUCAAGAGCGGGCAACGCUUGUGCUUACGACUCAGUUGGGCCAGGGUGAUAUCCUGCGGAACGAUCAGGCAAUGUUGAUAGCGCCGCCGUUGGUGGUAGAGUUGGACCUCAGUGAUAACGAGAUGGAAGGUAUGGAGGAUGGAGACGUAGAGGUGGGGGAUGUAGAUACUUAG